UACAUAUAAGUCGUAUUGUCCUAAUUUAAAUUAGAUGAUACAAAAAUGUUGUGAUAAGUAUACGUAAGUGUUUAAAAUGGAAGCAACAUAUGAAAUUAUUUUUGAAGAUGUUACAAAAACAGUAGAAUCGAGUCCCAUCGAGACAUGGACAUUAAAUGAAACCCUAGUUGGACUGAUCCUGGUAUUAGUUCUAUAUCUGUCCUUAGUUUUAAAGAUUCUACCAACGUUUAUGAAACAUCACCAACCGUUUCAACUGAAUCGCUUACUGUCAAUUUACAACGCCGUCCAAGUUAUUUCAUCAGUCUAUAUAGUGUUUCUGUAUACAAAAUACGUCUUUCGACAUGGUGUAAUUACGACAAGAUGUCCGCAAGGCGAGGAUUUAAAAGACGUUAUCACUGACAUCCUUCCAUACUUCAUAGCGAAGCACGUAGAUCUAUUAGACACAAUAUUCUUCAUCCUACGCAAAAAGCAGAACCAAGUGACCUUUCUCCAUGUGUACCAUCACAGUGCAAUGGUGGGAUGGACCUGGUUCCACUAUAUGUAUCACCCAUGUGAUCACUUUGUGGUCGUUGGUCUAAUCAAUAGCUUCGUACAUGUCAUUAUGUACACUUACUAUUGGCUGGCUUCUUUGGGCCCGGAAUACGCUCGUUUCAUUUGGUGGAAGAAACAUCUAACUAAAGUGCAAUUGAUACAAUUCGUCUUGGUUAUAUCAAAUCUCUACUACCAGCAGAAGUUGAGUCCUUGUCCUCUUCCAGCCGCAUUCCACUACUAUUGCCUCUUCUGCAUCAGCUCUUUCUUCGUACUCUUUAUAAAUUUCUAUCUCCAAAGCUAUAGCAAAAGGCGUGUAUCUAAAUCUGCUAAACAGACAGUAAAAGAUGAUUAAAUUUAGUUAUUUAUUAAAGUUUCCCACAUUAUACAUAAUGCUAAUCUAUAGUAUAUGCAUCUUUAAUUCAUUUUAACAGAAAAUAUAUUUAAAAUAUAAUUAACUUUUUGCGUAUUAGCAAAAAAUCGCAAAACAGCGGAUUAAGUACGAGAUAGGCACAUUAACAUAACGAUGAAUAUAAAUAUUAUUAUAAAAUAACAACGCUAUACUUUUCUUCAAUUUGAUCCAGAAUAAUCCAGCUCCGCACAAUCACUGUAAAUUUAAACGAUUCUAGAAUUAUUUUAUAUUUGUGAUUUAAUUGUACAUUUGUUGUAUAUAUCGUGUAUUUGUUUUGAUGGUUUAAGUAAUAAAACCUUUUGUUUUUGUUUGUCUACCUAAUUUAGCUAACUCUAUAAUAUGUAAUUCUUUAACCACAUGACUGAUUGUAUAAUUGAAAUAAGAUGAUGGAAAUCUAUUCAUUACUGUCGACGAUAAAACAUGUAAAACUAAAAAUGCCCGUUAUUAGUAUACGUUGAAAUAAAUUUGUAAAUAUUAA
Messenger RNA from Pieris rapae (cabbage white), 1418 nucleotides. Its product is annotated as elongation of very long chain fatty acids protein 5-like. Bases 77 to 883 code for a protein of 268 amino acids. Gene Ontology annotation, cellular component: endoplasmic reticulum membrane. Gene Ontology annotation, biological process: very long-chain fatty acid biosynthetic process; sphingolipid biosynthetic process; fatty acid elongation, saturated fatty acid. NCBI's taxonomy places the organism in Eukaryota, Metazoa, Arthropoda, Insecta, Lepidoptera, Pieridae. The transcript is spliced from 5 exons. Gene Ontology annotation, molecular function: fatty acid elongase activity. The record is from RefSeq and is a predicted model, not a curated record.